Messenger RNA from Hibiscus syriacus, 4348 nucleotides. RefSeq names its product restin homolog. Lineage: Eukaryota; Viridiplantae; Streptophyta; Magnoliopsida; Malvales; Malvaceae. Bases 73 to 4158 code for a protein of 1361 amino acids. The record is from RefSeq and is a predicted model, not a curated record. The transcript has 11 exons.
AUAGUUUGGUUUAGUACUCUCAGAUUCGGGUUCCGAUUCAGAUUCGAGUACCUUUUUGUUCUCCAUGAAAAGAUGGCAACUGAAGCAGAAAUCAUCCCGGAGCCUAUUUCUGUACUGAAAACAGAAGAGGAGAUUAGCAAACCAAGUUUGGAUUUGAAGAAAUCUGAAGCUGGCCUCGCCCUGCCUGCCGGAACCUAUGAAAGUUUGGAUAAAUCCGAAAAUAUCGAGUUAGCCACUAAUAAUGUGGUUGAAACCUUGAAUACUGUCUCUCAAGCAAAUCCAGAGAAACCUGGGAAUAUUGAAGUAGAAAUGAGCCAAAAUGCUGAGAUUGAGUCCAAUAAACAAGAGGAAAACUUAGAGCUCAAGAAACAAGCUUUGAUCCGUAAUCCAGAUCUGAUAAUGGACAGCUCGAACGAGGCUAAUGAAAUUGUUACCAAAGCUGAUCCUUCCAACAUUAUUCAAGUGGAACUUGAAGAAAAAAGCAUUGAAGAAAAGAAAGACACAGAACCAGAGAAGGUGCCUGCUGCCGUGGAAAAGGGAGAGGGCACUGAAGCAACUGAUCCGGCUGAAACAUCGGUAAGUGAAAAGGACCAAAUCAUUCCCGAUAGCAACGGAGACACCUUAACCUCAAAAGUAGCAGAAACUACUGAGAUCAGGGACCAUGAAACAAUCUCGGAAGUCAGUGAAGUUUCCGGGAAAGAGCUGCAAAAUGACAAUCCAUACAAGGAGGCUGCUCAAGUGGGUGAGAAACCUGAAGAGACGAGUAAAGAACCAGAAAUUGAGGAACAUCCUGAAGUUGACAUCUCGAGCUCAUCGGUUAGUGAUGAAACCGUGAAGGAAAGCGUAAAGGAAUAUGAAAGCAUCCCAUUGAAGUCAACAGAAAAGGCUGACUCUUCAACUGCGCUUGAGGACUCAACAAGGGAUACCAAAGAGAAAACAUUAGUAGAAGGAAGCAUCAAUACUGCUGAACCAGAAUCUGCACCGGUUGUGCCAGAAACAGAAGAGAAAAAGAAGGAAACAGAUAAUGCUGUUCCCACUGAAGAAAACAAUCUAGCAAUGACCGGACAUCAAGUGGCCGGCGUAGAUGGUUUGGACAUUGAUGUGGAACCGGCAGAUUCCCAAACUCGUCUCCCACAUGCAACAGAUGAGACACUAAUGGAAAAGGAGGAUAAUCCAACUUUAGAUGUUCCAAACAUAGAGGCCAAAGAGACAGGACCGGAACACUUGCCCAAGGAAUCAUACCUGCAUAGAGAACAAGAGAAUGGAAAAUGCAAACUUGUAGCAGAAACAUUGAAAGAUGAACAAUCAUCGGAUUUAGGAUUUCUGAAAGAGAAGAUCGAAGACGGAAAACAAUUGGAUGAAGCCAUGGGUUUGGAAGACACCUCGGGUAUAUGCGAAGAUGUCGAAAAGGUUAUCCAAGCAGAAGAUGAUUUAGCUAAGAACUUGGCAGAACAAGAAACUGAAGUGCCAAAAGGAGCUACUGAGCAGAUUUCCGAGGUCAAAAACAUGAAUGUAAAUGAAGAAAAAAGUAAGGAAACCAUCCCUGAACUGAGAAAGAGCCAAGCUGAUGAAACAAUCCCCGAUGUUCAAAACCAAGAAAGUGAACAGAAUAUAAAUGAGGAACCGGAAGACAAACUGGAGGAUGAACAAAAAGCAAACGAGGUGAGCAAGGAUGUCAUCUUGUCCAAAGAGGUGGAAGAUUACACUUCAGUCUCAAACGAAUGUAUGAAGGAAAGAGACUCUAAGGAACAGGUACAAGCGAAAAACUUGGAGGUUAAAGAACAUUCAACCAUGGAGCGAGAAGCAUCACUCAUCGUAGAAUCGGCAGAAAGGAAACAGGUACAAGAGUCUGGAAACCAUGAAAGUGUCCCCAUUGAAGUUGGGGAAUUGGAAGAAAAAGUUAAGGACAUUGUCCAUGAAUCAAAGCAGCAUUCUCAAGAAAAGAGUGAUGAAACCGUGACAAAAGUUGGAGCUGAGACAAGUUUAGGCAACACUGAGAUGAAUGAGGAGCUUGUGAAUUAUAGCUUGGUCGAGAUGAGCAAAGAAAGUAUUGAAAGUGAUGCUAAUCAAGAGAAUAAACAAGUUGAGAAUCCACAACAAGAGUUGGAGAAAACAGAACAAGCAUUGGAACCCAAAGUGAAUGAAGCUGAACAAACCAAAGCUGUGCCUGAAACAUCAUCCGAAUACCCAUCUGAAAGCAUUCCAACUUCUGCUGCAACUUUGCCUUCCAAGGAUGAAGAAAUCGAAACCGCACACUUGAAUGAGAAGAUGGGAGAAGAGAUACAUAAGGAUGCUGAAAUAGUUAAACAUGAAAGAACAAUAGAAGAAGUAUGCUUGCAAAAGGAAGGAGAAAGCGAGCCUAUGGCUAUAUCGGUAGAAAAAACCAUUGUUGACGAGGGUCUUCAAAACAAGGAACCAGAAGAUCAAAUUCAGACAAGUUCGACAUCACCUUCUAAGGAUGACUUAUCUGAUGCCAAGCAAACAGCAGUGAUAUGCUUGGAAAAAGAAGAGGAUGAAGAUGAUAAGAAAGAUGAAACAUGUGUUGGUCUGGCCAUCGAAGUGGAGGAACCAAAGGAUCAAGCUUCAGCUUCAGCAUUAACUGAAGAUAUUGUGGAUCAAGCUCAAGAUUCAUUAGCUGAGGAAUCAAGGGAGAUUGAAACCUCUGCAUUGCCUUCUGAGAAAAAUGAAACAAUGGAAUCUGAACCGCAAAAAGAUGAGAGUCCACCAAAGAUCCAAGAACAAACAACAGAGGUCGAAGAAUCCUCAAAUACUGAAGUUGAGACAAGUGAAAAGGCUUUUGACAAUGAAUCGAUCAAAGAGAAACUUGUCAAAGCAAGUUCUGGAGAAAAUAAGAGUGACAAUAAAAAUGAAACCAUAGUGAAUGAAGUUUCAAAGGAAGAGCUCUUGGAGGUCAAGGAAGUUACUGAAACAUCUAAUUUGAUUUCCGAACUGGAAGAGCCGGCGAAAGAUGGCUAUGGAGAAAAUGCUCCCAAGGAUAAACUGACUGAGGACAAGGCAUUGGAAACAACUCAAACAGAAGAGGACAUUGUGGAAACUCAAAAGAUCAAUGAAAAUGAGAUAAUCGAAAAGCAGAUUGUUUGUGAAGAUAAAACUGCUGAAAAUCCAAGAGCAGCUUCAUCGGUAAUGGCAACAGAAGAGGAAUCAAGCUUAGAAUUAUCGCAGUCAGGUCCAGACGGCGCCAAGGGUUCAGAUAAUCAGAUUUCCAGUGAAUUAGAACCUAUUGAAAACACAGAGAUAACAAUUUCAAUAGUUAAAGAACAUGCUCCAAUAGAUUUGCAGGACAAAGUUGCAGAAUCCUCAGAGAAAGCUGAAGUUGAAGAUGCCAAAGAGGUUUAUCCAAAGGAAGCAUAUGUUGGCCAUGAUGUAGACAAACUAACAGACUCUUCCGGCGAAAAGAUAACCGAGGAGUUAACGUCGGUGGAGGAUUUGACUAAGAUUAAGGAGCUAAAAGAUGAACAUACAGCAGAUAAGACGAAUGAAACCUUGAAAAUCCCAGCAUCUGAAAAUGAAAAGGAUGGUGCAAAUAACAAUGUUGAGAAAGAGACUGUAGCAGAAGAUCACACUUUCAAGGAUCAAAAACAAGCUCAAGUUAAUGUGAAAGAAGCCACAACUGUUCCAGAAGAAUCCAUGGAGAAACCUGAAGCAAGAGAGAUGCAACCUGGAGAAGCUAAAGAGAUUUCUCAUGGAGAAGAGAAAACAGAUACUUCAGUUGCAGAAAUAAACGUGGAACAUGCAUCAGCUAGUUCGGGCAAUUUAUCAUUGUCUGAUCUACUCCAAAGAUCUGCUGAAGAGAAAAUAGAGGUGGCUGAAAGUGUGAUUGAAGAGAGGGAACUAACAGUAAGAAAGGAAGAAGCACAUGUGGAAGUUGCAGAAACCAUUCCAGCUAAAGAACCAAAAAUAGAUGGAGUACCUGGAGGAGACGAACUUAACAAGAACGACUCAGGCUCAGAUGGCCCGGUGAUAGUAGAAGCUCCAAGAGAUGCUGAAACUAAACCACAUAAGAAAUCUCAAAACAUACUAUCAGGUGUUGGAUCCAAAGUCAAGAAUUCAAUUUCCAAGGUAAAGAAAGCAAUUACUGGUAAAUCUUCUCAUUCAAAAGAACCAAAAGCAAUAUCACCAAAGGGAAACGACAAAUGAAGAUGUUCCUCAUUCUAUGUUGGUACAGAAUAUCAUAUUUUUAGAUGUUUUUUAAAGGGAUGUUUUUUUCCAAUAAAAUAUUUCAUGAUUUGUUAAGCUUGGUAUGUCUUUGUGCAGAAUGGGACAGCGGUUUUUGAUUUUUGUAUAAACAUACUUGAACAAAUACAUGAUUGUGAACUGGAUUUUACAA